CCCAUGUUUGUAUGUGCUCCUGGGCGUGUCCGUGAGUGUGUGUACUUUGUGGAAGAGUGUGUGUGUGUGUGUGUGUGUAUCUGUGUCUGUCUGUCUGUCUCUGCCAGUCAGUGUGUGAGUGUGUUUGUUUAUCUGGGGCUCUCUGUGCCCCAGUUUGAACCCCAACUCCCCUGCUUGCCCCAGUACGUUCUCUGGAGAUGGGGGACCCGGUGAUCUGUGUCGGGGACCCUGCCCUGGGAGGCAGGAUUUCUGGGAAGAACUGGGCCCUGCUCCCAGAAGUGGUAGCCAGCAGACUCCAACACCGCAGGGCCCUGGUACUGAGACAGCGCCAUCUCUGCAACGUCUGUCUGGCACUGGUGGUUCUGGGCAUUGGCCUGGUGAUUGCCAGCACUGAACUGGCCUGGCACACAUCGCACCCGUACAUUGUUGAUACGCUGACAAUUAUUAACACUGUCUCAUCUCUGCUCCUCUUGGCUCUGACCCUGGCCUACCACAGGACCUCUCUUCAGCUCCUGAUGAUGGAUGAGGGCCUGGGAACAUGGCGAGCUGCCCUCACCCUCCGCCGUAGGGCCUACCUCGCCCUCGAGAUGCUGGUGUGUCUCCUGCAGCCUCUGUCCCAGAGUGGGGAAGGGGAUGGGGGCUUGCCGGGUAGCGAAACGGUGCCACUGGCAGCUGCCAGCCUCCUCCGCCUGCACUGGGUGAGACGGGCACUGCUUCUCAACAGCCCACUGCUGCAGCCAUCCUACCGGGCACUGGGCUCCCUUGGCAGGGUCCGUCUCCGAUCCCCCUUCGCCCUCAAACUCCUGAUGGAGACCUGUGGCGGCCGCCUCCUCCUCGUCUUUGCCUCUUCCCUCUGGCUGCUCGGCUCCUGGACCCUCAGCCUGUGUGAGAGAACCAACAACGGGAGCAGCAGCGUUGGCCUGCUGGAUUCGAUGUGGCUGAUUCCGAUCACGUUUCUGACCAUUGGCUACGGGGAUAUCUCCCCACACACCUACUUCGGGAAAUUCAUCUGUCUGCUGACUGGCAUUACGGGCGUAUGCUGCACAGCGUUGCUGAUUGCUGUUGUCUCCCAGAAGCUGCAGCUUUGCAGCGAUGAGAAACAUGUCCACAAUUUCAUGCAGGAGAUGCGACUGCAGCGGCAGGUGCAACGGGCAGCGGUGGAUCUGAUCGGCUCAGCCUGGCUUGUGUACAGACGCGUGCCAGGGUCUCACCCACGCCAGGCUCGGCAACUACAGCGCAGUCUAGUCACUGCGGUACACAGGUUCCGGAACGCUAAACAACAGGAACGGAGACACCAGGAUCAGAUCAAUUCCAUGAUGGGACCCAGUAAGAUGUACCACCUCCUGCAGGACUUGAACCAGAGUUUGUCUCUGUCCUGCAGCAAGUUGGACCAGAGGCUGACAGCUCUGACAGACAAGGUUGACGGCCUGGCUUCGGACAUGAAGGAGAUCUCUGCCCUCCUUCACGGCACCUCCCAGCAGCUUCCCAGACACUGACAGCUGCUUCCAGUGAAGUAGCCUGCACUCUGUUAGGAGGGGCCGGGGGUCCUCGGUUCCCAGUGUGCAGCUGCAGGUGGGGGAGGCAGGUUGCCUUGCCGCCUCCCACCAUUGUCCCCCUGGUAGUGAUCCCACAACUGAAUGGGGCAGUCUCGAGAUAUGUGGACCUCCCAAACUGAGGCCAAGUCCAGCCCUGUCCCAGCUCAUCAGCUUCUGGUCCUGAGAUGGCAGAAGGGGAUGAAGUGAUGGGUGUUAAAAUGCUGAGAAGGUCCUGUGAGGAGGGAAGUGGAAAGAGAGGGCUGGAUAGGGAGUCAAGAAUGGAGCAAUUCUUUCAGGAAUCCAUAAGAAAAGGGGAAACUGGUUAAACAGGCUCUUCAGCCCUACUGGUCCAUGCUGACCCAUAUUGCCAUCUAAAUCAGUCUCGUUUGCCUGCAUCUGACCCAUAUCCCUCUAAACCUUCCCUAUCCAUGAACCUGUUCUUAAUGUACCUGCCUCACAGACUUCAGCUGACAGCUCUUCCUAUAUAUGUGGUCAAAGCAUUCUCCCCCACCCCCCAAUGUCUCUAUUAAAUCUCUCCCCUCUCAUCUUAAAGCUUUGCCCUCUGGUUCAGACCUGGGGUAAAAGACAGUGCAGGUUCACCCUAUCUGUGCCCCUCAUGAUUUUGGGGGCUAUUACAAGAGCUUGUGGAAACUUGGGUUAUUUUCUCUGGAGCACCAGAGGCUUGAUGUGGGGUGGGGGGUGGAAAUUGAGGUGAUCCACAGUUAGGGUAGACAGUUGGAGCCUUUCUCCCUGUGGGAAAAUGUCUAAUACCAGAGGCGAGAGAAAGAAAGUUUAAAGGAGAUGUGAGGGGCAAUUAUUUUUAUAUGGAGCAGUGGGUGAUGGAACGUGCUGCCAGGAGUGAUGGAGACAGAGGCUGUUAGAUGUGCAGGCAAUGGAGGGAUAUGGACAUUGUGGAGUGAGAAAGGAUUUGGCAUCCCAUUCAGCACAGAUGUUGUGAGCAAAAGGGCCUUUUCCUGUGAUUACUUCAUUCCAUAUUGGGAGAUGGGGAAACUGAAAUACUGCAGGGAGCUGGAAUUUCCAGCGGACGGUGAGUGAAUUGACCCUGGUUCGUACACGAGUGGUGAAAUCUGUCAUGUCAACCCGUGCACAGCACGUCACUGCUUUGAAAAUCAAUCUGUUAGUGAAAUAUCAGCUGAUUUUGUUGGAUCUGGAGAUAAUAUUGGCCAGAAGAUUCUUCAGCUGUCAAGAAUGAGGCAUAAAUCUUGUGUUACAGCUAUUAGGUGUUCAUAAGACAGGUAUAACAAUAACUAACUCUGGAAGUAAACAUCAAAGAAAAGAUCGAGUAAGAAAGAAAGGACAAACAAACAUGCCUCACAAACCUGACUGAAUCCUUAGAGCAUGUGAUUAAACACAGUAUAUCGAUCUGAGUAAGGCAUUCCACAAGCUCAAUCAGAAAGUCAAGGUCCAGGGAAACUUGGCUGUGCAGAUAGGAGAGGUUUAGAAGGACGUGGGCAAAUGGGAUGAGCUGAGGUCAGCACAGGUGAGUGGGUGGGCCAAGGACCUGUUUCCCUACUGGAUAACCCAUGAACUGACAGAAGAUUUCAAAACAACUGGCUGUAGACAACUAAGUUUGGUGAAAGCUGUUAUGUUGGGGUCUAAAUUGUCAAUUUUCUUGUAGUUCACCCUUGUUUUUAUGUUUGUAUAAUCACUUGUCUGUUUGUAAAUAUUCAGUGGAUGUUCAGUAAUUCGUUCUGCUUCUGACUUUUUUGUGGUUUCUGUGUUCAAUUGUUCCAUUUAACAUUAGUGAAUUUACAUAGUAUACAACCUGAAAUUCUUACUCUCUGCAGACAUCCACAAAAUAAAACAAAGAAUGAAUGACUAGAAAUGUAAGGACCCCAAAGUCCA
Messenger RNA from Mobula hypostoma (lesser devil ray), 3401 nucleotides. Its product is annotated as intermediate conductance calcium-activated potassium channel protein 4-like. Lineage: Eukaryota; Metazoa; Chordata; Chondrichthyes; Myliobatiformes; Myliobatidae. Gene Ontology annotation, molecular function: calmodulin binding; small conductance calcium-activated potassium channel activity; intermediate conductance calcium-activated potassium channel activity. Gene Ontology annotation, biological process: potassium ion transmembrane transport. The transcript has 8 exons. The record is from RefSeq and is a predicted model, not a curated record. Bases 198 to 1496 code for a protein of 432 amino acids. Gene Ontology annotation, cellular component: neuron projection; plasma membrane; neuronal cell body.